AUGGUAUACAAUUCGUUGACUGAGGCUCCCCGCAACCUCAAGGAGGGCAUUGACUGGUUGAUGGCCCUGAAGGCAACUGAUGCCGAAAAGAGCUUGAAGGCUAUAGGUGACGCAGUUUACAAAUUUCUCGCGGACAAGCCGGUUGGAAAGACGGAAGUGACAGCCCUCGAGAAAGUAAAAAGCAUUUCGAAGAAGUUCCUGGAGCAAGGAGAACUUAAGAACGAGCCAUUCGUGAAAGGUCUGCUGUGGAGAUUCAAUGAGGGUAGUAGUGGGACGCCAGAUGCGCCGGAGUCUGAGAAAUCGCCAGAGUCUGAAAAAUCGCCGGAGUCUGGGAAAUCGCCGGAGUCUGGGAAAUCGCCGGAGUCUGGGAAAUCGCCGGAGUCUGGGAAAUCGCCGGAGUCUGGGAAAUCGCCGGAGUCUGAAAAAUCGCCUGAUUCUAAGGAAUCGCCUGACACUUCCAGUUCGUCUGAUUCAUCGGGGUCUGUAUCUGAGACGAUUGGAAAUAUCGCCCUAAGCGAUUAUGAGAACAUCGUACAGAGGACACGUCUCGGUCCUAAAGACAUCGCAAAGAACAUAGGUCAAGUUCUGGAUGGUUGUGAGAAGUUCUUGGAUGAUAUCAAAGUUCCUGAUCAGUACAAGUCUGCUUACAGUUCGAAAGCAACGUGGGCGGAAUCAUGUUCUAAAAAACCGGAAGAUUGCGCAGCAGUCCUCGUGGGUAUUGCGCCAAUGUUAUACGCGGGUCUGCGUUCUUUGAGAGUUGUCAGCUAUGCUCCAACGUGGAAAUGGCCAGAUUCUGAUGUGAAGACGCGUUUGGGAGAGGUAUUGAAGGCUUUAGGAUACGAAGAGGCUGACCGCCGCGAGGGUCUGAGUCGUUCAAAUAUUCGCAAGGCGUUGAGAGGUGUAAAAGUGCGAAUAUUGGACAUAAUCUACGACCUCUCCGGAUUUUGGGCUUUCUAUGGAUUCGAUGUUGUAGGGGCUCUGAAGGCUGAACAAGCUGCAAAAUCUGCGGCAGCUGCACCAGUUGCACCAGCUGCACCAGUUGCACCCGCUGAACAAUCUUCAGGAUCUGACGAACCUGAAGGUGUAGCUGUAGAGGGUGACAAAUCUGAAGAAAGUGAAGAGAAUAAAAACGGCGAAGAAUCUAAAGAAUCUAAAGAAGCAGAUAAACAGUAA
Messenger RNA from Babesia ovata, 1173 nucleotides. RefSeq lists its product as uncharacterized. The transcript has a single exon. Bases 1 to 1173 code for a protein of 390 amino acids. NCBI's taxonomy places the organism in Eukaryota, Apicomplexa, Aconoidasida, Piroplasmida, Babesiidae. The record is from RefSeq and is a predicted model, not a curated record.